Molecule: messenger RNA, 4018 nt
Organism: Pieris rapae (cabbage white)
Lineage: Eukaryota; Metazoa; Arthropoda; Insecta; Lepidoptera; Pieridae
Gene: key
Product: optineurin
Exons: 14
Coding region: 358-2292 (644 amino acids)
Biological process (GO): regulation of canonical NF-kappaB signal transduction
Cellular component (GO): cytoplasm; nucleus
Molecular function (GO): K63-linked polyubiquitin modification-dependent protein binding
Source: RefSeq, a predicted model, not a curated record
AAUAUUGUAGAAAAAUAAUCUUGCCAAUGUUUAAAAAUAAUUUAAAUAAAAGUUCCUAAUGAAGUAGUGAUUUUCACAGUGGUUUAGAAAUCAUUUAUUAUAUUUUUGGUAUUUUUCUGGUUAUAUUUGUUGAUUUCAUACGUUUAAAUGGGUCUGGCAUUAAUUAUAUUCGCAUAAAAAAUUAAUGAUUGCGAAAAUAACGUUAACAUUUAACGCUUUAGUAGUGUCCUUGUACCUUGUGUACGGUAGAAAUCGUGUGGUUACUUAGUGCGUACAUCAUCAGGUGUCUUUAUUGUAUGUAUUUACCGAAAUAUCUAUCAAAUCUUUCUAAGUAAGGUACGAGAUAAAAAGUUAAUCAUGUCGCAAACGGACAAUGAUGAUGAUUCGUUUAUAAUCAUUUUGGGCUCUUCCCCGGGAAGCUUAGAGGGUAAGAGCAAUGGUGGUGAUUUGAAAGUACCUAGUGGAAGUAUCGAGACUCGAAUCCUGGAUGAUGUCAUUAAGGAUCUGCCCGAACAAGCAAACAAUGCCUUUAGGGCACAAUUCAACCUUGGUGAUAGUCCAUCCCCAGCUAGUAUGAUGGUGGCUAGUACUCUAAUUACUGAUGACCGAAGUACAGAAGAACUACAGAAACGGUUUGGAGAACUAUUAGAUGAGAAUGUUGUAUUAAAGGAGACACUUAAGCAAAAUAAUGAUUCUUUGAAGGAGCAGUUUUCAUUAAUUGCGUCAUGCCAGGAUGACAUGCUCAAAACACAUAAAUUACAUAAAGAGAAAUUUGAUGAAACUAGAGCACUUGUGGAAAAGUUAAGAUUAGAGAACCGAAAACUUAAAGAAGAGCUUGUGCUUAUUACUAAAACCAAAGAGAUGUCACUGACAAAUGGUGUUAAGUCUGGUCCACCAUCAGGAGUAGAAUUUGUGACAUCGCCAGAUGAUGAUACAAUUAAUAAACUAACAGCCCAGUUGGAAUUGGUCGAGAAACAAAGAAGACAGGUGAUAGUUGAGAACGAAAAACUUACUUGGCAAAGGGAAUCCCUAGAGCACAUAGUCAAUGCAACUUCCAAAGAGAGAGACGAUUUAAAAGCCAAAUUGAAUACUACAGAGUUGUUAUUAUCAAGCAAAGAAAAUAACCACACAGAGGAGUUAAAGCAGUUGCACGGCACAAUUGAAGAGUUGCAAAAAAAGAUGAAAUCAAUGGCUAUGAAUGUUCACAGCAGCGAAAUACAGAAGAGAGAUGAAGUUAUACAAAUACUUGAAGGGAAAAUUUCGUCUCUAGUGAACGAUCUGAAAAAGGCACAGAUUACAAUAUUAGAUUUGGAAAAUAUUAAGUUGGAGUUUGCAAAAUACAAAGGUGGUGUCUCCGAUAUGGUGAAGACAUACAAAGAGCAAAUAAUGGAGUUGAAUACUAGAAUCAAAUCUUGCCAGACUAUGGUGUUUCAACCAGUACAUAUGACAAUGAAUUGUGAAGGUGAUGGAUCCCCGCAUUACGCAGGGUAUCUCGCCAAUGUCAAACUGUACGAUCGCACACUCAAACACAUAGCUGAAUAUCUCAAUAACUUGACAAACGGCAUCUCAGACGAUUUGGUUCGAACAAUGGGAGUAAUGUCGAGUAUACAGGAUGUGACAUUGGAACGUGCGUCCAUUGAAAAAGUUCGAGCGGGCUUGGCUGACGUCAAACAAGCGAUUUCGAAGCAACACAAUACAGUUCUUCAAAAUAUCGCUCAAUUGAAAGGCACUUUAACAAUAUUCGAAGGGAUAUUCAAGGAUUACAACGAGCUGUUGAAGAAAACAUUGACGAAGCGAGAAGAGACUCCGGCUGUGGAGCAGUUAACAGCAGCACUGGUAGCACGAGGGGAAGAAGUUCAAAGCCUGGAAAACGAAAUUGUGAUGCUUGUCUCUCAUAAAGAAGAUUGUGAACUAUUGAAGGCUCAAGUGGAAUUGUACAAGAGUGACUUUGAGGCGGAACGUAAAUCGCGUGAAGAAAUGGUGGCUGAGAAAGAGAAAAUUGCGACUGACCUCAGAGUUUUGAAGAAAAAGCACGCAGAGACUGCGAGACAGUUGGAAGAAGUCCGAAAAAUGAGCCCUAGUAUAGUCAAAACGGCUUCUGCCCGUAUCUCAGCCACUUCAGCCAAAACUUCGACUUCGCGUGGAUCUGUGGCCGCCUCUACUACAGCCUCUGUCGCAGCCAUUUCUGAUUCUACUGAGGGCGUGGUGUACACUUGUCCAAAGUGUAUGUUCUCGACGAAACAGUACAAGGUGUUGGAGGACCAUUUCGACUUCUGUCUAGACGAUUUCUAGUUCGACUCACGACAUUUAUAGACAAUAGAAAUUCAGUUCUGUAUGACCAGUAUAUUCUAUUUGACUUUUUUAACCCGAGGACAAAUUUAAAGGAUUGUUUAGAUAUGAAUAUAUUAUGUUGAAUGAGAGAAAUGACUCCCAAUUAUUUACUUAUUAAAUAUAUUUUUUAUCAUUAUUUCAAUUGUAUCUUGAUGUUAUAUGACAUUUAUGUCUUCCAAAGGUUCUUUUAGUAAUAAAUUUUAACAAAUGAUUUCGUAUGUAUUAAGAUACAGUAUGUACACGUAUGUGGUAUGCGUGAUGUUAUCGUUAUAGUGCUACAAACAAUCUGACUAAAUUGAACAAAUGCUAUAUUUUAUCUUGAUUAAAGCUCUGUUUAACGCCACAAAUAUAUGGGCUUCAGUUGCCUUAUUAACGAUUACUACUGGUCAAAUAUUUUUGUAGCAUUAUGGCAUUCAAAUUUUUUUCUAAACAUAUACGUGACGAAUAUUAAUGUAAAAUUUAUCACUAAAUAAGGGAAUUUUCGGAGAUUAACUCCCCUCCCCAAUGUAACGCGCCUAACGAUUUUCUGUACCAAAUAAGUGAAAUGUUUCUUUACCACUGAACCAUUAAACCUAAAAGUUGCCAUUUAUGUGGUGUAAAGUAUCGAAAAGUUGAAAACAAUAACGUAUAAUUCCAUCUCCGCCGCCCCCCCCCCCCCCCCACCAAAAUUCGUUACGUCAUACUUGAACGCUCCCUAAGGUGCUUAGUGCAUAGCGCCAUUUUCGUGAUAACCCUUAGCUAUGAAAAUGUGUGUACAGUCAAUGGCACAAAAUAAGUUAGAAAACUGAAAACUACAUGCGAUUCGAUCAGCAACGGUACUCUGUUACCAUGCGAUAUCUCUUAUAUAACGUUUUUGUACCUCGCAAACCCAAUUCAUAUAGGAUAUUAAUUGGAACAAAUUGGCUACAAAGUCGGGUUAUUCCUUUAAAACGAAUUAAAGAAUAGAUAAAAAGGUGCAUUGAGACUUAUUUAGUUUGCAUAAUACUGGGAAAGAUUUUAUUGAAGCAUUAUAAUAAAUUCAUUAAAUUGUUACCAAUUUCAUCUCUGUGCCAUGUUUCAAACGAUUAAAUAGAAAAACAUUAAUAGUUUACUGAUAGUUCAUAACUUGGACAUGUGAUUAUAUAAAAUAAUAAUAUAAUUUAAUAAUUUUCGUUGUAAUUGUUAUAAUUUAAAUGAUAAGUUGUCAGCUAAAUAUUAUUGUAUCGCAGUGCUUUAGACGAGAAUACUUGAAGAAAUCGGACCUUGGCUUGCCUACUUCAGGGUUAGCCAUUUCUCUAUUGACAACUAAGCAAGUAAUAGAAACCCCUAUUCCAAAGCAUUUUCUUGAGUAAAUAUUCUGAAAUACAAUUCUAAUAUGAACAAUCUAUGGUUUAUGUUACUUUAGUAGGUAUUGUAUAGAGAUAUAUAAAAAACUAUUAGAAGGUAGUGAUCUUUGUAUAAUGUUUGUGUUCUGUGAUGUCGCAAAUUUGAAAGAAUGCGUCAAAUUUGACAAACGACAAUUUUGGCUAACUUCAUGGCUGUUUUGAAGUAGGUGCAUAAUAGUUUAAAAAUAGAACAGAAACGAUAUUCACGAUAGCUAUGAAGUUAGCGACAAAUUUCUGAACAUUUGAUGACUGCACGCGACAUCUGUUGAGCUGUGUGAUUGAAAAGACUGUUUCAUUAUGUAAUAAUUAGAUAAUAAUGAUAU